GCCCUCGCGGUGCCAAUGCAGCAGAGGCGGCACGGCCACGUGCAGCAGCAGCAGCAGCAGCAGCAGAGUGUUGCAUACUUGUGGGCGUCCAGAGUGCAACAACAUCCUCCUCCCCAGCAGAGGAGAGGGGAGCAGCAGCUGCAGCAGCAGAAGGAGGAGAGCGGCAACAAGUGUCGGACAUGCCCCCCUUCGACAGGGCAUUCGACAUUGAAGAAUCCGUUUCCGUAUCCAUUCGAACCGAAUGCUGGAAGAGGCGCCGCCGAAAGUCUUGUAAAUAGUAGUGUUGGAGAGCGAGUGUUGGAGAAUGUUCAAGUUUUUUACAGUGUAAAUAGUGCAAAUAAUAAUACGCGUAAGUUAAAUUUAAUUCUGGGCAAACUCUUGCCCCAAACGAAGGAGAAGGAGAAGGAGAAGCAGAAGAAGGAGCAGCAGGAGGAGGUGGAACAUCUUGUUGUUGGCACAAAUUUGCAAAAUAAAUUACCAGCAUCGAGUGCGGAUUGCCACUUAAGUCCCCAUACGCGUACUCGUACUCGUACUCGUAGUUGUGCCCCUUGUGCCCCCUGUGCCACAGCCAUAGUCCAUUCUCCUCCCUUGGCCUGUUCCUGGCUUCAUCAUCAUCAUCAUCAUCAUCAUCUGCAGCACCAACAGCAUCUGCAUUUGCAUCAUCGUUGUCGUUGUUGUCUCUGUCGCUGUUGCCGUUGUCGUCGCGACGCGUUGCACUCGACUGGCGGUGGUGUCGCCUCCGCGUCUGUGUCCCGCGUAUCGCCCGCGUCGUCUAUGCUCUUGCCAUAUCAAAUUAAUCAACGUGCUACAUUGUUGCAGCAGCAACAGCAACAGCAACAGCAACAGAAAGCAGCAUCAUCAACAACAUUGCCAUCACAUGUGCCCGGGCCUGGGGCAGCAACAUCUCCUCUGCAGCAGCAGCAGCAGCAGCAGCAUCGUAUUUUUAAACGUGAUACAAUCCAAACAGCGACCACUGCAUCACCUUUGACACCGCAGAAAGAGCAACAGCCACAGCAACAUCAGCGGCAACGUCUGCUUGCAACUGCCACCUCCAGCACAACCACCGCUGCCACAUCUCGGCUCGAGUUCAUACUUUACACAGAAGUUUAUGAAGAGGAUUCGAUCGCCAUUGCCCCAGGCAAUUCCGAUUCAGAUUCCAAUUCUGAUUCCAAUUUCAAUUCAAAGUCGAAGCAGGAGGAGGAGCAGGAGCAGCAGCAGCUGUUGGACAGCGAUACCUUUUGGCAGAAAUACGGUAGCUUGUUGCUAAUCGCCAUUAGUUUAUCCGUGUGCUUAGCCUGUGGCAGUGUGUUGGUGGCCGCGAUUGCCCUACGCUCUGCCCCAGCAACAACAAGAGCAGCAGCAGCAGCAGCAGCAGCAGCAGCAGCGACGCGCAGGAUACGGCACAAACGUCGCUCGUCGCAACGACGGCGCAGCAACAACAACGCGGUGCUGUCAACGGGGAUUGGACUGGUAACGGGUAACGAGGCUAUCUCUGCUCUGGCCCUACCACUCGCCUCCGUCUCCGCCGCCACCACCUCCAGCUGCACCGCCUCCUCCUACAUCACAUCGGGCUCCGCGGCAGCGGAUCAGACAGUAGCAGGCGCCGCAGCAGCAGCAGCAGCAGAGACAACAGCAGCAGCAACAACAACACUUUUGCCAACCGAGCCGGAACAUUCUGUACCCAUGCUAUCGGUACAGACGGCCGGCUGCGCGGGAAUGGAGCGGCUCGGCGUUCCGACCCGCACAUCAUUGAGCACACCACCCGACGAUAGGGAUCAGUUUAGAUGUAGAAUGCGCGUAGAUGCGCACCAGGCACGUGAGCUCUUGGCUGUACGUGGCGAUUCUGUGAUUCGUAGCAAUCAGCAGCAGCAGCAGCAGCAAUCAUCACUCCAUCUUCAUCAUCACAAUAAUAAGCAACAACAUUCCCACCAUCAGCAUCAGCAACGUAUGACAACUCCAGCGACGACGCACAGCUCCAGCGGAGGAGGAAGCACCCACAGUGGCAGUGGCAGUGGCAGUACAGGGCUCAACAACAACAGCAACAACAACAAUAGUAUUAGUAGUAAUGUGGCACGAGGCGGCAUCGAGGCCACCACACUCAAGUAUGGCAACACGGGGAGUGGGAGUGGGAGUGGGAGCGGGAGCGGGAAUGGCAGUGGCAGUGGAAGCACCAAAGGCGAGAGCUCAUCCUCAAUGUCUUCGUGUGGCUCCUCGCUGCAGAGCCACAGCAAUGACCACCAUCAACAUUACCAAUAUCAGCAGCAGCAGCAGACGCCGCGCUGUCCCCACCAUGUACCACUGCCGGACAGCGAGUACGGGCAGGAUCGUCAUCUGCAGAUCAGAAGUAGCUACCAGCAAUCGGAGAUCACCAGAUCGUACACCAAGCCGCCGCCCAACAAGACCGUGAGGGAUGUGCCCGAGCAAAUUUCGGCAGGCUGUGGCAGCUCCAGCUAUCGCCUGACCACGCUGCAGGCUGCCGCCACGGGGGGCAUCAUCAGCGGCUCGUCCACAUACACCGCCUCCUCGUCCUCGGCCUCCACCAAGUCCAAGCCGAACGCCAUAACAAAGUUCUUCUCACGCAUCAGUUCUCCAAAGUCACCGCCGGCGGGGGGCAGCUGCGCGAGCCAGCCCCCAUCACUAGCCUCCUCCGCCUCGAUGUCGUCCUCGGCCUCCUCGCUGGCCUCCUCGUCCUGUGUGUCCACCUCAUCGUCCGCCUCCUCGCUGGCCGCUGCUCCGCUGCCCACGCUGCCCAUCUCCAAUGCGGCCACGCUGAAGAGCACGGCCUGCGGCUACGGCACGAAUCCGAGUGCGGGGACAGGGCCAGCAGCUGCCAGCAGUCACCACAUCUACGCGGGCACGCCCGCAGCGACAGGCACGGGGAGCUGCACACCCGAAAGGAUACCCACGCCGCCGCUCUCCGUCUGCGUGCCUAUCGGGUCGGGGCUGCAGCUUCUAAAGAGCAGCAGCUUCAAUCUUCCUCUGCCCGUCGAGGCAGCAGCAGCAGCAGCAGCAGGAGCAGUGGCAGAGGGAGUCGGUUUGGUCGAGUCCCUCCUCCCCGCCACAAUGAGCCGCAAUAAUUCCAACUCUAGCAUGAUGAGCUGCCAUUGCAGCUGCAAUAGCAGGAAUUGCAGCCACUGUGGGGCCAACUCAUAACUGAGCUCGUGUUAAGUUAAUUCUUAGUUACACAAUAUUAAAUCUAUAAAUAAUAUAUAAAUAUAAAUGAUAAUAACACAAGAUACGAGUAUAGCUGCACACACACUCAGCUGUAGACACAUUAUUAUUAAUUAUUAACAAUUAAUUGUACUACAUAUGGAAUAUGCAUAAUAUGGAAUAUAUAUUUUUUUUAUGUUAGCUUAUUAUUAUGUUAAAGUUUAAACGGAUCAGAUUUAUUUUGUGUAGGUCUGUCGCCAACGUUGCGCUGGUACGAAAAGACUGUUUAUUAGUCAGAAUUUAAUUUGUAAAUUUCGAUAGCGAAGUAGAAGGAGAAGAAGGAGGAGGAAUGGAAGGAGCAGGAGAAGGAGCAGGAGAGAUGCGACCAGAGAUAGACAAGUAGAGAAUCCGCUGCGCUGCCGCUAUGCAUCACUCGCAGAAACGGAAACAUAAACUGAACACAGACAAACCAUAAACUUAAUUAUUAGUUAUUUUAAAAUCAUUUCCAUUUGUCGCCGCUAAAUGAAAAAGAAACUUGAAAGAGACACAAACCAUGCCACAUACCCCACAAUAGAGAGAAGAGCAGAGAGGAGAGAAAAUAAUAACAAACAAAUUAUAUAAGUGAAAAUAUGUAAUUGUAAUUUUAUGAUCAAUAUGGUAAUACACUUUAGUUUGAAUAACUCUAGUUUUUAGUGAGAAGCCAACCAACUCUUAAUUUACUCUAUCCAGACCCAUCCUGAUCCCUGCACCCUCCUCCCAUACCCUAUUUAAUUAUGAAUAUGCGUGGCCCAUGUGCUGGAACACACGAAAUGAAAACACACACACAACAAUUUUUAGUUCAAUUGAAAUUUGUAUAUUUGCUAACGGAAUUACAAUGUAAACAACAAAUAUGAGAAAAAUGAAAUGAAAUCUAUGUAAACCAAAUUGUAGUGAAAUUAUUGUUUUCAUUUUGUUUACUUCUUUUGUUUGGUUUUUGGUUUUUUCUUAUUUAGAAAAUAGGAGAUUGUGCUUUUGAAAUUUGAAAGAUCGAUCAGUUAUCGAUAAGGAUCAGUCUUCGUUUUGCUGGAAAGUCCAUCCUUAGAGCAGUGGCGCCACUAACUACUCAGUUGCUGGUUCUUGGAACUAGUCACGUAAAUGUGCCUAGCAAAAUCAUGCCUUUCUUUGUAAUUUGUUCAAACUAUGGCUUUAGAGAAGCGUUGCAAGAGAGAGAGAAGCAAUCGCAAUUACAAAAAUACAAUUCCACACAUGUAUUUAUCAUGCAAAUGUAGAUAUUUCCCCAUUUUCCGAUUAGCCGUCUGAUCUUUUGUCAGCUAGCAGUGGUAGUCAGUGAAGCGAACAGAGUGGCAGCACUGGCAGAGGGCCAUGAUCACUUGGCGGUUAUUUCAAACACAUUCGAAUUGAAUAAUUCCCCAAAUAUGCACAGUAAAUCCAAUGUACAUACGCAUCGCAUAUAUGCAUAAAAUUAAUGGCAAUUUCCAAACGAUCCGCUAAAUAUUAUAGAAAGAAAAUGGUUUCAAGAACUUUCGAUCCAUUUAAUUAAAUUAAAAACAAACAUUUAACC
Messenger RNA from Drosophila guanche, 4711 nucleotides. Its product is annotated as box A-binding factor. Bases 16 to 3153 code for a protein of 1045 amino acids. The transcript has 5 exons. NCBI's taxonomy places the organism in Eukaryota, Metazoa, Arthropoda, Insecta, Diptera, Drosophilidae. The record is from RefSeq and is a predicted model, not a curated record.